Rubroshorea leprosula is the source of this 2068-nucleotide messenger RNA. The record is from the annotation of a GenBank genome assembly. Lineage: Eukaryota; Viridiplantae; Streptophyta; Magnoliopsida; Malvales; Dipterocarpaceae.
AUCGUGGCGCGUUCUCACUACUUUAUCUCUCUCCUGGAAACCCUUAAAGUCUCUCUUUUUCUUCCUUUUUGGGGGAAAAAGUGUAUUCCCUUCUCCUAUAUUUCCAUUCCGGUUUUUAUCCUAUGCUUCAAAUCAACGUUCAUGUUCUAAAUUUGAUUCUCUGGAGCCAACUUUCUAGUUUUCUCUUCUCAAAGUUGCUUUUUUUUUUCAUUUUGGUUUCUGCUUCAGAUUUCAUGACGGAGUUUCCUCCUCAUGGCAUCAGAAUGCGCCGGAAAAUAGUUGAUAAACUUUAUAGUUGAAGCUUCAAGGAGGUGUAAAAGUCCAACAUGAGUGAGACGGGGGAGGACCACUCCUCAUCUCGGAAAAAUAUGAUGAAGAAACAGGAUAUGGUUAAGAAUUUUGCUAGUAGAGAUGGAAUGCCAGGGAGUGAUCUUUGGACAGAUGGGCUUAUUUGUGCUUUUGAAUUCAUUCGAGGCAAUAAGAGGACCGUGAACUCAAAAUUUGGUUCAAAGGUAGCCAGCAGGCAAUCAGAUGGUGGUUUUUCAAAAGUACCACGAGUGCCAACAAGUGGAAUGACUGAGGCUUCUUCCCAAAGAGCAGAUGGGGACAGGGUAAUGGAGUCCUCUUCUUCUUAUGAGUUGAGGGACAAUAUGGUUUCUCCUUUAGAGGACAGCAAGGAGGGUCAAAUACUUCAAUCGGGUCAUGGGGUAGAAAGAAUUAAUGGAAGUCGUUGGGUGCCAAUUGGGUGGGCUAGAAUUUCAGAACUUAUCCAAACUGUGCAAGUUAAUGCAGGUUGGACAUCACAGGUCUUGGACGUGAUGGAUUAUGAAGAUGAUUUCACCAUUGCAGAUAUGGCAGCUCCAUACUGGGAACGUCCAGGAGGACCUGUGUGGUGGUGCCACGUCAAUGCUGCUAACCCCAGUGUUGAGGCAUGGCUAAACAAUGCUCAAUGGUUACAUCCUGCCAUCAGUCUGGCUUUGAGAGUUGAAAGUCGACUGAUAAGUGAGCGGAUGAAGCACCUUCUCUAUGAGGUCCCAGUUAGGGUGGCUGGAGGGCUGUUGUUUGAACUUUUGGGACAAUCAGUUGGUGAUCCCUUUGUGGAUGAGGAUGAUGUUCCUGUUGUAAUCAGGUCUUGGCAAGCACCAAACUUCCUCAUAACUGCAAUGCACAUAAAAGGGCAUGUCUCAAGCAUAAAUGUGUUGGGUAUUACAGAAGUUCAGGAGCUUCUUGCUGCUGGAGGUUAUAAUACACCAAGAACAGUGCAUGAAGUCAUAGCACAUCUAGCUUGCCGUCUAACUCGGUGGGAUGAUAGGUUGUUUCGUAAGUCCAUAUUUGGUGCAGCAGAUGAGAUUGAAUUGAAGUUUAUGAACAGGAGAAACCAAGAAGAUAUGCAUCUUUUUGGUAUUAUUUUGAACCAAGAAAUUCGAAGAUUAUCAAGGCAGGUUAUCAGAGUAAAAUGGUCACUCCAUGCAAGGGAGGAGAUUGUUUUUGAGCUUCUGCAACAUUUGAGGGGGAAUGUGACAAGAAACUUGCUGGAGGAAAUAAGAAAGAGCACAAGGGAAAUGAUAGAGGAGCAAGAAGCAGUUCGUGGCCGCUUGUUUACAAUCCAAGAUGUUAUGCAAAGCACUGUUCGUGCAUGGUUACAGGACAGAAGCCUUCGGGUAACUCAUAAUCUGACUGUUUUUGGGGGUUGUGGCCUUGUUCUGUCUAUUAUAACCGGACUGUUUGGAAUCAACGUUGAUGGGAUUCCUGGAGCAGAUAAUACGCCAUACGCAUUUGGCCUGUUUGCAGCCAUCCUCUUCUUCAUAGGAAUGGUGCUGAUCGGUGUCGGGCUGCUCUAUCUCGGUUUUAAACGGCCCAUCACUGAAGAACAGGUUGAAGUGAGGAAGUUGGAAUUGCAGGAGCUGGUUAAAAUGUUUCAGCACGAGGCAGAGACUCAUGCCCAGGUUCGUAAAAACAUUUCUCGAAGUAAUUUGCCUCCAACCACUGGAGACACAUUCGCUGAUGCUGAUUAUGUUCUCAUCCAGUGAAGACAAUGUAAUUAUGAAAUUAAAUUUUUUUCUUUUAU